GAAUCUAGGCCUUUGACUUUUUAAAUCUGUAUAUAAUAUGUUAUUAUAUGUGGUAGCAGAAUGACACUAUGUUCUCAAACAAAUGUGAUUGUUCUGAUUUGUGUUUGUAUUUCUAAGUUAUGUCCCAGACAUAACCUCUUGUCUGCGGCUGUAACCUGGUGUCGAGAGCACCAAUUCAGACUAUUGGAGAUCUCUCACAUAGGAAGUGGUCAUGAAAAAAAACAAAGGUACUGAAAGCAGAACUAAUUUGUCUGGCACAGACAGACAGACAGACACACCAUCAGGCUGGCAUCUAUAAGCGGCACCAUGAAAACCAACUGCUCCUUCACUGAGGUAGACCGCCUCAUGAAAUCACUGGAACUUGCCAUCUAUGUGCCCAUCUUUGUGUGCGGCCUUGUCCUCAACAUCCUGGCCCUAGUUGUCUUCUGCUUCCUCCUCCGCAAGUGGACAGAGUCCACCAUCUACAUGACCAACCUGGCCCUCCUGGACCUCCUUCUCCUCCUCCUGCUCCCCUUCAAGAUGCACGCCACCAUCAACCACUGGGAGGCCCAACACCGCUUCCUCUGCUCCUUCCUGGAGAGCCUGUACUUUGUGGGCAUGUACGGCAGCAUCUACACCAUUGCCUGCAUAGCCAUGGACCGCUGGGUGGCCAUAUGUCACCCCUUCCGCGCCAAGCAGCUCCGCUCCCGCCGGGCCGCUCUGGGGACUUGCAUCCUGGUCUGGGUGGUGGUGCUGGGGGGCACCUCACCCAUCUACUCGUUCCGCACGGCCGGAAAUGGGUCCUUCCACUGCUUCCACGGCUUCUCGGAGAAAGGCUGGCGCCCAGAUGUGAUCAGCUGCCUCUUGGGCUUUGGGUUUGUGGGGCCGGCCCUGGUGCUGGUGGUGUGUUCGGCCCAGAGCAUCCGGACACUGAGGCAGUCCGGAAAAGAGAGCCAUAAGAACAGAGCCUGUGUGAGGAUCAUCUACAGCAGUCUCUGUGCCUUCCUGGUCCCCUUCACGCCUAGCCACCUGGGCAUCCUGCUGCAGUUCCUGGUACGUCAAGACGUGAUCCAGGACUGCAUGGCCAAGACAAAUAUCAGCCUGUUCCUGCAGGUGGCCAUGAGUCUGGCCAACAUCACGUGUUGUCUGGACGCUCUGUGUUACUACUUCAUCACCAGGGAAGUGAGGACCUCCAAGCAGACCUUCACCUUCAGGAGGUCCAGGUCCAUCAGCCAGAGAAGAGCUACCACCAGCACCUCAGAGCUCUGACAAGACCCAUGGAGGGACAAACACUGAGCAGAACUGGUUUAAAUUAUGUUUCAACCAGUUUUGCCCACUGGGAAUUACUGUGUGUGUGAAAUCUUACUAGCUGUGUGAAAAAUUCUGCCACUGUUUGAGGACAAGGGACAUUGAGUAGGAAAUAGGAGUAUUUAUAAUUGACCUAUGCAUUUUGGCACAAUUUUUCCUUUUGACCUUUGGCAGCCUUACCUCGGACAAGAGUUAACCCUAUGAGACCAGAUAUUUUAAUAUAUUUCACUUUCACUAUAUUUCACUGCUUCACUUAAGUAAAACGUUUUAAACUUCUUUGACUACCACAAAAUACUUUUAAAGAGCUGAAGCAAUUCAAACAAAACAUUUUCUUGGAAAUGUUCCAUUUCAUUACAAUUGUUUGUGCCUUGUGCAAUGCCAUCUAUAUGUGUACUGUAUGUUCUGACAAGGGACUCAUGAGACUUUGUCAUCAGAUGAGUGAUGUGGGCUAAGACAGCACACCACUAGUUUCAACUGACGGCAUACGGAGAAAACCUAAUUUGUCUGUGCGUAUGCUGAAUGUCACUGUGGUUACGAUAAAACACAUGUAUACAAACUAUGCCUUCAGAAAGUAUUCAUACCCCUUGACUUUUUCAAACUGUUGUUCUGUUACAGACUGCAUUUAAAAUGGAUUAAAUUGCGAUUUUUGUGACACUGACAAAAACACAAUACCCCAUAAUGUCAAAGUGGACUUACAUUUUUACAAAUUAAUAAAAACAGUAAAGCUGAAA
Molecule: messenger RNA, 2018 nt
Organism: Salmo salar (Atlantic salmon)
Lineage: Eukaryota; Metazoa; Chordata; Actinopteri; Salmoniformes; Salmonidae
Product: G-protein coupled receptor 55
Biological process (GO): positive regulation of Rho protein signal transduction; phospholipase C-activating G protein-coupled receptor signaling pathway
Cellular component (GO): plasma membrane
Molecular function (GO): G protein-coupled receptor activity
Source: RefSeq, a predicted model, not a curated record